Amoebophrya sp. A120 is the source of this 1560-nucleotide messenger RNA. Lineage: Eukaryota; Dinophyceae; Syndiniales; Amoebophryaceae. The record is from the annotation of a GenBank genome assembly.
GUGAAUUUUCAGAUCACGAUUUCUGCUGCUUAAAAGGUCCUCAAACGUCGUGUGUAUUAACUACUUCUAUCUUCUAUUAUGCCGCUUGACCGCUGCGACUGGUCGUUUGUUGAAACGCGAUGGGCCUCACCUGCGUCUCUUCUGGAUAGAUUGCGCAAUAGCUUUACUCCUCGCUAUCCUGAUAGCUGCAUUUCUUUUUCUAGACAAAGCUUCCAACAUGGAGGUAGCUGCUUUUCUUUAAUGCCUGCAGCGAACAAUAUGGCCUCCAGUUCUUCCUCGUCUUCAAGCUCCAGCUCCUCUACAGCUCCCUCUAUCCCCUCCGCUUCAACACCCGAUGGCACCCCGCCCGAGGGCUCGCUGCUCGCACGAGGAAAAGCGGCGAUCCGAAGCCGCCUGGAAAAACAGGGCUUGACGGGGGAAGAUGUGGCCAAGAUUGGCGGGCUCUUUUUGGGGGCAAAGUAUAAAUACUUCUUCAGCUGCUCUCGCUCUGGUUUUCGUUUUUGUGAAGCUGACCUGGCUCUUGAUCUUACUGCAGUGCAUGAGGAAUCGUUCUCACUAAUCCCCAGGGUGGCGGUGGGGUGUAGAAGUCUAGCAUGCAUAAUAUACUGAAUGAUCAACUUAGGUACCUCACCUACGGUGCCUUUCUCUUCCUCGGCGUUCGCUAUCGCCCCUUGCUCACCUGGAUCCAGCGGCAAAGACAGACGGAGUUCAUGAAAAUGAACCCCUUCGUGCAGGAGCGGGAGAAGUGGUUUUUGGAAAGAAGAUCCGCGAUUCAGAAAUCCUCUACCUACGAAGAGCUGAGGGAGAGACUCCGGCGGGCGAGAUCGCGACUGAGGCAAAGACGGGAACACUUGCAACAACAAAUCGCGAAACGCGCAGCGGCGAACGAAGAGGCCAUGGCGAACGGGGUGAAGAGUAACUCUGGGGGGCCAGCCGCGACUGCGAAAGGUGCUGGCGGUGGUGCAUCGAGCGCAUCAUCAACCAAGGCUAGCACGGCAACAGGUGGAUCCGUGGCUGCUGGAGCGGCGACAGAUGCUGGGUCAACAUCUUCUACUAGUGCAGGUGCCACGAGAGGCACAACAGCAGGAGGUGGUGGAUCCUCUGCUUCCUCAACUUCAUCCCGUAGUACUACUUUUGCCCGGAAACACACGCCCAACGUGAACAACUUUUCGGGCACUCUGAUGUGGCUCAUGGACCAAUACUCCUCCCUCGCCGAGAGGUUCAGCAAAAAAGCAGAAGCGUCGAAAGCGGUGCAGUACUUGGCUAGGAUCGUGGAUAAUGACCCGAGAACGUUGGCGAUCGGCGUGGCGGAAGGCACGUUGUUGUACAAGUUUACGUUCCCCUUGACCGCGACAAUUGAAUUCUUCUUGAUCUGCAGAAUGUACCUCUUCUACAAAAACCAAACGCAGUUGAAGCAGGAAACGAAUAAAGAUCAACCUGCAGCAGCAGGAGCGCAAAAGUCAUGACAUUCAGUCGAGAGUGGAAAUAAGCUACGCAGCGAAAGAAAUGAUAGAGGCGCCGCACAAGAGCGGCGAAUUCUCGCGCUUCCGCUUUCGGCCG